AUGUUGAGGCUGUGUGUGUGCGGAAAAUAUCUAAACCGACUGAGGGUCGUCAAAAUGGUAUAAAUAUUAGCGCAUCUCGGUCCAGCGACCACUCGCAGUUCUACAGCGAAAGUGUUGAUUUGGAUUUCUAGUUUUUCUUCUUUUAAACGUAAAAACAGCCAGUAGCCAAGAUGUGUGACGACGAGGUUGCCGCAUUGGUCGUGGACAAUGGAUCCGGUAUGUGCAAGGCUGGUUUCGCCGGCGAUGACGCGCCCCGCGCCGUCUUCCCCUCGAUCGUGGGCCGUCCCCGUCACCAGGGUGUCAUGGUCGGCAUGGGACAGAAGGACUCCUAUGUGGGCGAUGAGGCCCAGAGCAAGCGUGGUAUCCUCACCCUGAAGUACCCCAUUGAGCACGGUAUCAUCACCAACUGGGAUGAUAUGGAGAAGAUCUGGCACCACACUUUCUACAACGAGCUGCGCGUCGCCCCCGAGGAGCACCCCGUCCUCCUGACUGAGGCUCCCCUCAACCCCAAGGCCAAUCGUGAGAAGAUGACCCAGAUCAUGUUUGAAACCUUCAACGCCCCCGCCAUGUAUGUGGCCAUCCAGGCCGUGCUCUCCCUUUACGCCUCCGGUCGUACCACCGGUAUUGUUCUGGACUCCGGUGAUGGUGUCUCCCACACUGUCCCCAUCUAUGAAGGUUAUGCCCUGCCCCACGCCAUCCUGCGUCUGGAUCUGGCUGGCCGCGAUCUGACCGAUUACCUGAUGAAGAUCCUCACCGAGCGCGGUUACUCGUUCACCACCACUGCUGAGCGUGAAAUCGUUCGCGACAUCAAGGAGAAACUGUGCUAUGUUGCCCUGGACUUCGAGCAGGAGAUGGCCACCGCUGCUGCUUCCACCUCCCUGGAGAAGUCGUACGAGCUUCCCGACGGUCAGGUGAUCACCAUCGGCAAUGAGCGUUUCCGUUGCCCCGAGUCCCUGUUCCAGCCUUCCUUCUUGGGAAUGGAAUCCUGCGGUAUUCAUGAGACCGUGUACAACUCGAUCAUGAAGUGCGAUGUGGAUAUCCGUAAGGAUCUGUACGCUAACAUCGUGAUGUCGGGUGGCACCACCAUGUACCCCGGUAUUGCCGAUCGUAUGCAGAAGGAGAUCACCGCCUUGGCGCCAUCGACCAUCAAGAUCAAGAUCAUUGCCCCACCAGAGCGUAAAUACUCCGUCUGGAUCGGUGGCUCCAUCCUGGCCUCGCUGUCCACCUUCCAGCAGAUGUGGAUCUCCAAGCAGGAAUACGACGAGUCCGGUCCCGGCAUCGUCCACCGCAAGUGCUUCUAAGCGAUUUGAACACUGCACCACACUGAAAACCACAACACACCACACAACAACAACAACAGGAAAAAAUCAAACAACCAAAUACACCAAAACCAAAACAAGAACAAGAACUAGAGCCUAGUGCUAAAGAUGACUAAUUUUAAGUAAAAACCUCUUGCUGCCCUGCCAUCCGUGAAAAACUAAAGGAUCCGCGAUUCAAUGUAACAGCAUGUAUUAUACUUAUAUAAAUAUUUAUUGGAAGUGUCGCGCAAUGGCGAUGAUGUAGGAGUUGAGGAGACACAAGAAUGCAAAAUUUUAAAGUUAAAACAAAAUAAAAUUAUUGAAUAGCA
Molecule: messenger RNA, 1627 nt
Organism: Drosophila ananassae
Lineage: Eukaryota; Metazoa; Arthropoda; Insecta; Diptera; Drosophilidae
Product: actin-87E
Exons: 2
Coding region: 171-1301 (376 amino acids)
Biological process (GO): mitotic cytokinesis
Source: RefSeq, a predicted model, not a curated record